GUGGUGAGUGAAAGGGACGAUGAAAUUGAAGCUUUGAUGGAGACGAUUCUUACCGAUUCCGAUAUCUUCUGAUCAUCCUCUUAUGCAGUUAACUUGGGUUUAGUAAAGAUAUGGAUAGAAUCAAUGGAUUGCCUGAUGAGGUGCUAGUGAAGAUAUUAACGUUUCUUCCAACAAAGAAAGCUGUAUCCACUAGCAUUUUGUCUAAGCGUUGGGAGUUUCUUUGGAUGUGGUUGCCUAGGCUCGACUACUUCAUCUACAUUACUAAAUUGGGUACAAAGCCUGUGAUUCGGGAAUUUAUCGAAAAGACUCUGCCUUUACAUAGAGCUCCAGUCUUAGAAUGCUUGCGUAUUGGUUUAUCCCCUACUUUUGAACCCAAAGAUUUCAUACGGUGGAUUGAUAUCGCGGUUUCUCGCCAUGUACGUGAACUGGAGAUUUCUUAUGUUACAAAGUAUGGUAACUUAUUCCCGAGUAGCUUCUUUACCUGCAAAUCGCUCGUGGUCUUGAAACUCCGGUUAUUAGUUCUCAGGGAUGUUCCCUCUAUGGCUUCUCUCCCAUCUCUCAAAACUUUGCUACUUCAAAAAGUGUAUUUCGUAAAUGAAGAACUUCUUCAAGAGCUUCUAUCUAUUUGUCCUGUUCUUGAAGAUCUAUCGGUGGAAUGUGCUGAAGAUGAAGACAUGGAUGAGUUCACUAUUUCCGUCCCGUCUUUGCAGAGAUUAUCACUCUCUAUACCGUAUGAUUGGUUCUUGGAAGGGUUUGAGAUAGAUACUCCUUCUUUGACCUAUUUGAAACUUCAUGAUUGGAAUGAAUGGGAUCACUACUCUUUGAUUAAAAAUAUGCCUAAGUUGAGGGAAGCAUAUGUCAUUGUUAAACCCUUUCUUCUCAACAGUGUUAUUAAUUCAAUCACAUCUGUCAAGCGUCUUACAAUAUGUUCAGAGGAUGUGUAUUGUGAUGGUUUUGUCUUCAACCAGCUUGAACAUCUGAAACUAUGUGGGUGCCAAGAGGAGUCGUCGAAUCUCCUUGGCCAGUUCCUCAAGGAUUCUCCUAAGUUGCGAGUAUUAGACAUCUCUGUAGAGGGAUUUCAUGGGGAUAACUGUGAUGGUAUGGUUUGCUGGAAUCAACCGAGUCUUGUUCCUGAAUGCUUGUUGUCGAGUCUGCAAAUUUUCAACUGGUCACAAUACUCUGGGAGACCACAAGAGAGAGAUAUCGCGGUUUAUAUCCUGAAAAACGCUCGUCACUUAAAGAAGGCAACAAUUUUGGCUGAUACAGAUGAACAUGGUGUUUCUAAUCUUCAGAUGAUCAAGGAGUUGACACUUUCUCCCUGAGCAUCAAGCACAUGCCAACUCGUAUUUGUUGAGGACUUGAAAUCGUUUGUAUAACGUAAUUCUUAUUUCCAGCAAAGAGCAAAAAUGUAUUCUUCCUUGACCUAUACUGCUAUGUGCUAUGUUAAUUGCACUGUGCUUUAGUUUUCUUCAAGGGUUUUGUUCUUUUCCUAUAUAUAUGUGUGGCUGUGUUACGUAAACUUGAAUUAAGACAAAUCCUUUGAGUUUUU
Molecule: messenger RNA, 1549 nt
Organism: Capsella rubella
Lineage: Eukaryota; Viridiplantae; Streptophyta; Magnoliopsida; Brassicales; Brassicaceae
Product: FBD-associated F-box protein At5g38590
Exons: 4
Coding region: 111-1322 (403 amino acids)
Molecular function (GO): protein binding
Source: RefSeq, a predicted model, not a curated record